Messenger RNA from Galeopterus variegatus (Sunda flying lemur), 1302 nucleotides. RefSeq names its product transmembrane protease serine 11B-like protein. Bases 1 to 1302 code for a protein of 433 amino acids. Gene Ontology annotation, biological process: proteolysis. Lineage: Eukaryota; Metazoa; Chordata; Mammalia; Dermoptera; Cynocephalidae. Gene Ontology annotation, molecular function: serine-type endopeptidase activity. The record is from RefSeq and is a predicted model, not a curated record. The transcript has 10 exons. Gene Ontology annotation, cellular component: extracellular region; plasma membrane.
AUGGCAAAGGAACAACCUCAGCGGAGAGAAGUGGCAUGGACACCUCUGUGGAACAGAAUAACAGAGUCAAACACAAAGAUUAAACUCACGAAGUGUGGAAAGAUUACCCUGGGUGUCAUAAUGAUGGUGAUUGCUGCAGUAGUCAUUGGACUCAUUGUCUAUUUUGUCUCUGAUGGGAAGACACCUUUCUAUUAUCACAUCAGCUUUAAGGUCAACAACAUUGACUAUGACAGCAAGUUUGAAAAACCAUAUUCAAAAGAAUAUAUGGACUUAAACAAAAAGAUAGUAUCUUUGAUAAAUGAAACAUUUCACGGAUCCAGACUGAGAAGACAGUAUGUCAAAUCUCAUGUUGUCCAAGUAAGCCGAGCCAAAGGGAAAGUGAUAAUACACGCUGUGCUGAAGUUUAAAUCCUGUUAUAAAAAUAAUACAGGAAAAUUUUGGGAUAGGAUCGAAACCAUUUUACACCAGAAGCUAACAGGUGAAACUGGAUCUUUAUGUAUAGAUCCUUCCUCGUUUAAAUUUUCAGAUAUUGAAAUGCCGACUGCAGAAAAUCUUCUCAAUACCUGUUGUGGACGUCGCACAGUAACUCCCUCUGGCAACAAAGUAGCUGGGGGCCUGAAUGCCGAAGAAGGGGAAUGGCCCUGGCAAGCUAGCCUUCAACAAAACAGUGUCCAUCGAUGUGGAGCCACUCUGAUUAGUAACAGCUGGCUUGUCACUGCUGCUCACUGUUUCAUAAUGGCCACUGAUCCCAAAGAAUGGAAUGUUAGUUUUGGGCUUCUUUUAAGUGAUCCACAGUCACAGCGAAGUAUCAAGGAUAUUAUAAUUCAUGAAAAAUACCAUUACCCCGCACACGAUAAUGACAUUGCUGUUGUGCAUCUGUCAUCACCAGUAUUAUACACAGGCAACAUCCGAAGAGCAUGUCUUCCAGAAGCUACUUAUACAUUCCCACCUAAUUCAGAAGUGGUGGUCACUGGAUGGGGAACAUUAAAGUCUAAUGGAAAAAGUCCUAAUAUACUCCAAAAGGGGUCAGUGAAGAUUAUAGAUGAUAAGACCUGUAACAGUGGAGAUGUAUACGGUGGAGUCAUCACACCUGGAAUGCUGUGUGCCGGGUUCCUAAAGGGACGUGUGGAUGCCUGCCAGGGAGACUCUGGUGGACCACUGGUUAGUGCAGAUUCUAAUGGCAUCUGGUUUCUUGCUGGUAUUGUAAGCUGGGGAGAUGAAUGUGCUCUUCCAAACAAGCCUGGUGUCUACACUCGAGUAACAUACUAUCGAGACUGGAUUAUGUCCAAAACCGGUCUCUAG